Zingiber officinale is the source of this 3324-nucleotide messenger RNA. RefSeq names its product AT-rich interactive domain-containing protein 4-like. The record is from RefSeq and is a predicted model, not a curated record. The coding region runs from base 610 to 2919 and encodes 769 amino acids. The transcript has 17 exons. NCBI's taxonomy places the organism in Eukaryota, Viridiplantae, Streptophyta, Magnoliopsida, Zingiberales, Zingiberaceae. Gene Ontology annotation, molecular function: DNA binding.
AUCCAACAAGCCCGGAGCACGCCACUCCAGCGAUCCAGGUCACUCAAAUGAUCGAAUGAUCGUCUUGGAGCGGUAAUAAUACUGCAAAUCACCAGUCAUGAAUCGGAUCAAGAAAAUCCAAAAAUAAAUAAAUAAAUAAAUUAAAGGAAAGAUCCAAACCUCGACGGCGAUCAAGCCAUCGAGGUUUGCACAUUCUCCAUCACAAUGUAUUCUGCUUAAUUCUGAUUCUUUUAUUGGCCGUUUUUGAUGGCUCGUUUAACGCCGACUUGCUACAAUCUAUAAUUUCUUGUUUACUUUACUCUCCUUUUGGUGGAUGCCGUACUUCCCUUCCCGUUCCCGAGUUAUUUUGAGGUCGUCAAUCCCGCGAGAUGAGUUUCUGAUCUAGAAUCUGCUGGAGGACGACUUGCGGAGGUUACAACUGGAAAAGGAGAAUGCAGGGAAGCACCCCCCUUGGAUUCAGAACUGAUUUAGGGUUUUCUCUUGCAAUUUUCACUGUUUUGGAUUCGUCUUCUCCUUGUCGCCGUCAAUUGGGUUGGGCGUAAGGCUAUUGGUGGUGAGAGGAAGACCGGAUUGCUUGAGUCGUGGAUCCUCUCAUCAUACAUCGGAAGGAUGUAUCAAUCUCCAGGAUCCUCUAAGCAACCUUGUAGGCUCAUUGCGGUCUUAUGUGGGAAGUUUGCCGACGGGCAGGAGGGAAAGUGUCAGCGUCUUUACCGGUUUCCUGAACUUGUUUCAACAGGGCGAAUCGAGAUCCAUACACUCGUUAAUCCGACGCCAGAAAGUUUUCGUGAAGCUCAGAAAUCAUUGGAACCAAAUAUCCUGUUCUUCCAGGGGCAGCAACUUGAGAAUGAGGAAGAAAUCGGGAAUCUUGUUUGGGCAGACGUUGAUGUUUCAGAGCCUGACAUGUUCACUUCCCUCAUUGCUCCUCCACCCACAAUUGUUUAUCUGGAGGUUCCUGAUGGGGAAAAUAUAGCACAAGCACUUUACUUUAAGGGGAUUCCAUAUGUAAUGUACUGGAAGAACGAGUUCUCAUCUUAUGCAGCUUCUCAUUUUCACCAAUCGCUACUUUCAGUAGUGCAGAGUUCAUGUUGCCAUGCGUGGGAUGCUUUUCAACUUGCCCAUGCAUCUUUUCGGCUCUUUCACGAAAGGAACAAUUUAGUUUUGCAUGCUAGUGCUCAAAAUUGUAGCAAUAAAUUUGAACCAUAUUUACUGGGUGACGCCCCUAAAAUAAAUGCUAUAAUUCCUGAAAGUCUUCUAGAGGAUGGAGAAGAUUUGUCUUCUGAUACCCUUCCUGUGACAAAAAUUUAUGAUGAUGAUGUGGAUGUGAGGUUUCUUGUUUGUGGAUCACCUUGCACAUUGGAAGCAUGCAUGUUGGGUUCUUUGGAAGAUGGACUUAACGCCCUAUUAAACAUUGAAAUUCGUGGGAGCAAACUUCACAAUCGAAUCAGUGCUGCGCCGCCUCCUCUGCAAGUUGGCUCACUUUCUCGUGGUGUUGUUACCAUGCGAUGUGAUCUUGUGACUAGUAGUUCGGCACACAUAUCACUCCUUGUGUCAGGCAGUGCACAAACCUGUUUUGAUGAUCAGCUACUGGAAAGUCAUAUUAAAUGUGAACUUAUUGAAAAGAAUCAGCUAGUUCAUUCUCUUCCAGAUUUUCACAAAAGCAAGCCACAUCUGACAGAGCCUCUGCCUUCUAAAUCUGUUGCUUGUGGAGCUUCUGUUUUUGAAGUUUGUAUGAAAAUUCCGUCCUGGGCUGCUCAGGUUUUGAAGCAGCUGGCAUCGGAUGUAGCCCACCGUAGCUUGGUAACUCUUGGCAUUGCAUGCAUACAGGGUGUACCAGUUGCGUCAUUUGAGAAUGAAGAUGCUGAUCGUCUUCUAUUCUUUUGGCGGCAGAAAACAAAGGAAUGCCACAUCUAUGAAUUCUUUCCUCCUCUACCUGCUCUUUCAUCUCCUUCAAGGAAACGAAGGUCCAGGCCUUCAGAAACUAAACUGGAUACCUGUAACCAUAUCAUGGAAACAGAUGGGUCAUAUUUUCUGAAACAUGAUAGGGAUGCCUUAGAAGAUGUUGGCUCAUGGGAUGGGAUUCCUAGCCCUUAUAAAAGAUUUAGGAUUGCUACAAUGAAGCCCAUUCCACAUUUUCGCCGGUACCAAAUGUUGCCUUUUUCAGUUGGCAAGGAUGUGAAUGAUGGAAGCCAUGCAAAAGUUAAGCUGCAAAUUUUACCUUCCACAAAGUGUAAUAAUAUUCAUGCUCCUUUGAUGCACAGAAAAUCUAUAUCAAAUUCUUUUCGUAAGCAACAAAGUGUAACUCUAAAUCCUUUGCCAUUGAAGAAACAUGGAUGUAGGAGAUCUCCAAUUCAAGAUUGUUCUGAAGAGGAAUUCCUUGAGGAUGUCAUGCAAUUUCUAAGCCACAGAGGGCAUAGUCGGCUUGUCCCACAAGGAGGAAUUUCUGAGUUUCCUGAUGUUGUACUCAAUGCAAAACGUCUAGAUCUGUUCAACUUGUAUAAGGAGGUAGUUUCAAGGGGAGGUUUUUAUGUUGGGAAUGGCAUAAACUGGAAAGGACAAGUUUUCUCAAAGAUGCGAAACUAUACAAUUUCUAAUAAAAUGACUGGUGCUGGCAAUACAUUAAAAAGACAUUAUGAAACAUAUCUCUUGGAAUAUGAGCUAGCACAUGACGAUGUUGAUGGAGAGUGUUGCUUAUUGUGUCACAGUAGCACUCCUGGUGACUGGGUGAAUUGCGGCUUAUGCGGGGAGUGGGCGCAUUUUGGUUGUGAUAGACGACUAGGUCUUGCUACUUUUAAGGAUUACGCAAAGACAGAGGGCUUGGAGUACAUUUGUCCCAACUGUAGUCUUACGAACACUAAGAAGAAAUCCCAAAAUCAUGUGAAUGGAGGUUCCAGUACUGCUGCUCUUUCAGAGCAUACAUGAUUAUUUCUUUCUUUCUUUUUUUCAUUUUGCACAAAGAAUAGCCCAAGCUUACACUCCCUCUCAGAGUGUUAGUUCCUGCUGUUUACCAGACUUUAUGCUUUAUUUUAUUUGGAGGUGUGGAUUGAGGAAGAAAAGAAAUCAAAGGUGGGAACAAUCUAGUUUUUGGAAGGGAAAAUAAGGGGAAAGGAAGAGAAAAAGAAAGAGAAGGAAAAAAAAAAAAAAGCUAACCUUGUGUAACCUUGUGACCGCAAGAAUAGUCGUUGGUGGUCGUGAAGUCGCUCGUGGCUACGUGGGAGAGAUUUGGCAUAAGCUUUUUUUAACUAGGAAGGAAGAAAAGUUUGUUCUACUAGAUUGUGAUGGACAAAUGAAAUUUAAAAAAUAGUCCAUGAUUCUUAAAUUCGUUCA